AUGUUUCCUACGAAUACCAGUUGCAAUUAUCGAACCGAUUGUUGGCUCAGAGAAUCAAAUCCAUCUUGUCCGUGUGAUUAUUUACCAUCAACAAAAGGUAUUGCAGCAUGUGCCAUUAUAGCUGCUGUAUUUCUCGGUCUUACGAUAAUUAUUCUAUUUAUUCAUUCGAUUAAUACAUCCGAAACUCGUUCAUUAGGCAUGCUUCUUAGUCUUUUGCCAUUAAUUUUUCUAUUAUUAUCAUUCAUAUUCAUUCUUAUUGCACUUAUACUUGUCGGAAGUUAUUUAUCAAGAGAUGUAAUGUAUCUCGUGUUUCAAUCUAAUAAUAAUUUCGAUUUGGGUGUACUUCGAGAUCGUGCUCGAGAAGCAUAUAAAGUACGAGUCGAUUGGUCAACUGGACUUGAGAUUAUAUCUUUAUUUUUUACAUUUUUAUCAUUAAUACUUUACAUGGCGUUUGUAUUUAAAUUUGGUCGAGCUUCAUAA
This is a messenger RNA of Rotaria sp. Silwood1, 480 nucleotides long. The record is from the annotation of a GenBank genome assembly. Lineage: Eukaryota; Metazoa; Rotifera; Eurotatoria; Philodinida; Philodinidae.